AACGGGUUUUCAGGUUUUUGUUUUCUCUCUCUAAAACUGAUCUGAUGAUCGUACCUCCGCCGUACAAAGGAAACCGCCGUUAGUGUCGCCCCACCGGAACUCCCAAACCGCCGGAGAAAAUGACCGUCAUCCGGAAACGGAGAUUCAAGUCUUGCCGUUCUCUCUCCGCUGCUACCCACCAACCACUGAACAUCCUGCUCUUCCUUUUCGUUCCCACUUAGAUGCAUAGAUUUUAGAUUCCGAUCGUACCUUACCUUCUCUAUCAAAUGGAUUCGUGCUUAUUUCUAUAUCUCCUCACGGACGACCUCCUAGCACGAGUGCUUGAUUGUCUCUUCGAUGAUUCCGACCGCAAAUCCUUCCGUGCAACCUGCAAGUUUUUCCACCGUGUUGAAUCUAGUCACCGGACUCAUCUGAAGUUCUUACGACCCGAGUUCAUCCCGGGUCUCCUCCGAACUUACACCCGCGCCGACACGCUUGACUUCUCCGUCUGUCCUCGGAUCUACGACGGGACAAUCUCUGUGUUGCUCAACAACGUCAACUGUUAUGGAUGGGCACAAAGACUGAGGAGGGUGGUGCUGUCCAGGACGACGUCGUUUAGGUUUUCUGGGCUGGAGAUGCUGGUUGGGUCCUGCCCUGGGUUGCAGGCUGUGGAUGUGUCGCACUGUAUUCAGUUUGGCGACAGGGAGGCAGCAGCGCUGUCGUGUGCUGCGGAAUUGAGGGAGGUUAAGAUGGAUAAAUGUUUGAGAGUGACGGAUGUAGGGUUGGCUAAGAUCGCCGUUGGGUGUGAGAAAUUGGUGAAGAUCAGUUUGAAAUGGUGUUUGGAGAUAACUGAUUUGGGAAUUGAUCUCUUAUCAAAAAAGUGUCCCCAGUUGAAGCAUCUUUGCGUGUCGUACAUCAAGAUAAGUAAUGAGUCAUUAAGGUCAGUAAGUCGUUUGAAGAAGUUGGAGGCGUUGAUUAUGAUGGGAUGUGGAUUAGUGAGCGAUGAGGGAUUGCAUUUUCUUGGAAAUGGUUGUCAUUCACUACAGGUAUUAGAUGUAACGAGGUGUGAAAAUGUAAGUUCUGCUGGUCUGAUUAGUGUCAUUAGAGGAUGCAAAGGCCUUCAAAAGCUCAAUGUUGGUUACCAUUUUCUUGAGCUUCCCACCUCUGUUUUUCACAAUUUUACAGACUUGAAGCAUCUAAAAACAUUUAGGGUUCAUGGAGCUCAAAUUGCUGACUCUUUUUUCGAUAUUAUAAGCACUAAUUGCUUGCUUUUGGUUGAAGUUGGUUUGAGCAAAUGUGAAGGAGUAAAUGACACAGGCAUUGUUAAGCUUGUAUCUGGGCAUCCUAACUUGAACAUACUUGAUUUAACCUGCUGUGAUGACAUCACUGAUAUGGCAAUAUUAGCCAUAGCACAGUCAUGUAGAAAGCUUUCCUGCCUGAAAUUGGAGUCUUGCUCUUUGCUCACUGAAAAAAGUUUUAGCUAUCUUGGGUCAUCAUGUCCCUUACUUGAGGAGCUUGAUCUAACGGAAUGUAGUGUGAAUGACAAAGGACUUGAAUAUCUGUCUAAAUGCUUGGAGCUUCGGUGCUUAAAAUUAGGGAUUUGUACCGAUAUCUCAGAUAAGGGAUUGUCUUAUAUCGCUUCACAUUGCAAAAACCUUAAAGAACUUGAUUUAUACCGGUGUUCAAAUGUUGGUGAUGAUGGAUUAGGUUUUUUAGGCAGUGGUUGCAAAAAGAUUAGGAAGCUAAAUAUAUGUUACUGCAGUAAGAUUACAGACAAAGGGAUGGCUUAUUUAAGCCAAUUGGAGGAACUAUCUGACUUGGAGAUGCGUAGUAUUACCCAAGUCACAGGCACAGGUCUGACAGCUCUUGCAUCAGGAUGUAGGAAGCUUUCAGAAUUGGAUAUUAAACAUUGUGUAAACAUUACUGAUGCGGGGUUUUGGUCACUCGCAUACUACUCUUGGAAUUUGCAACAGAUAAACCUAAGCUACUGUGGGGUAUCUGAUGUGGGUUUGUGCAUGAUGAUGGGGAACUUGACACGCAUGCAGGAUGCAAAGCUUGUGAACUUGACAAACGUAUCAGCAAGAGGGUAUGAAGUGGCACUUAGGGCUUGUUGUGCUCGACUGAAAAAGGUUAAGAUGAUCAGGUCCCUUAGACCGCUUCUUUCCACAGAGAUAAUCGAGACUCUUGGAGCAAGUGGUUGUAGAAUCAGAUGGGAUUAAUUAAAUAGUUAGAGGAACUCAAAGUCAAAGACUUGUUUGUUCAUUCCAUGGAUGAUUGAGACCCCGAGUUUUCUUCUUGUUUUGGGGGUUUUAAAUGAGUGAGACUAAAAGAUAAUACUUGACUUGUUGCUUCAAGAGUCAAGACAUGGUUAGUAAUCUUUAUUCUCAAAAGGCGGGCCCACUUGUUAUUGUGAUCUACCAAAAUAAACUUUCUUAAUUUCCUAUACCCAAAAAAAUUACCAAUAUUACAUGUAUGUAUGUAUUAUGCCAUU
Messenger RNA from Lactuca virosa, 2470 nucleotides. The record is from the annotation of a GenBank genome assembly. Lineage: Eukaryota; Viridiplantae; Streptophyta; Magnoliopsida; Asterales; Asteraceae.